UAUCCUUACUUCUUGCUCUUUUUACAUCAAUAUGUAAAAAUAUUUCUCCACCUUCCUUCAUAAAUCUCAGCGCGCUCUUUCAAAACCCUAAACCAGAGAAGAACUUCCCAUUUCUUGAUCAAUCAAUCAAUGGCAGUUCAAAGCUCAACUUCCAGUAGUAAAUCCCAACUUUCCAAGAACGUUUCUCACGACCAUUUCUUCGUAUGGAGGGAGUUUGUAUGGGGAGCUGUUGCGGGUGCUUUUGGGGAAGGAAUGAUGCAUCCAGUAGAUACCAUCAAAACACGAAUACAAAGUCAAGCUAUUCUAAAUGGUGUUAAGAACCAGAAAGGCAUAUUGCAGAUGGUGCGGUCUGUUUGGAAGGUUGAUGGAUUAAAAGGCUUUUACAGGGGUGUAUUACCUGGUGUUACUGGGUCUCUUGCGACUGGUGCAACAUAUUUUGGUGUCAUAGAGUCAACUAAAAAGUGGAUUGAGGAUUCACAUCCUAGCCUUGAGGGCCAUUGGGCACAUUUCAUUGCUGGAGCUGUUGGAGAUACACUUGGUUCUAUAGUAUAUGUUCCAUGCGAAGUGAUAAAGCAGCGCAUGCAAGUUCAAGGCACAAUUACAUCCUGGACUUCUACUGCAUUGAAGAAUGGCAUUGAAAUAAAACCUGGUGCAGAAAUAUAUGACUAUUAUAAAGGGAUGUUCCAUGCAGGCUGCUCAAUAUGGAGAUCACAGGGCUUAAGGGGUUUAUAUGCAGGAUAUUUGUCUACACUGGCAAGGGAUGUACCAUUUGCUGGCCUGAUGGUUGUGUUCUAUGAAGCUUUGAAAGAUGCUACAGAGUAUGGGAAGCAGAGAUGGAUAUCUAACCCAAAAUGGCAUGUUAAUAAUUCUUUUGAAGGACUGGUUUUAGGAGGAUUAGCUGGUGGUCUCAGUGCAUAUCUCACCACACCUUUGGAUGUCGUCAAAACUAGGCUGCAAGUUCAGGGUUCAACUUUGAGGUAUAAGGGUUGGUUGGAUGCCAUUUACAAUAUAUGGGCUAAGGAAGGCUUGGAGGGGAUGUUUAGGGGUAGCAUCCCCAGAAUUGCGUGGUACAUCCCGGCUUCAGCGCUUACAUUCAUGGCUGUUGAAUUUCUCAGAGAACAUUUUAAUGAAAGAGUGCCCAAUGGUAAUCUGAGAGUACCAAAGAGGAAAUCUUUGCAAGAGGCUACUUAAAAGUUGUGACUGAAGUCUCAUUACUUCCUAUCUAGAGUUUUACAAAGAUGGGAUGCUACAUCAUAUCAAAAUUCUUAGGUAUGCAUAAUCUACUUUAGAUUCUUUUUGUUUCUAACAUGUUGUAACAAGGAAAUUGUAGUCAAAAUGCAAACUUUGACCAAGUCAAAUUCGGCCUAGCCCAUUUUUGAUUGUUUAGUAUGUCUCAUCUGUCAAAUUAGUGAAAAGUGACUUGAUAAUUUUUUUUGGAAAUUUGGCUUCUGGAACGGCUUAAGGUGAUAAUAAGAUGUAUAUAUCCGGAUAGAUAGAUACACACCAAUAUAUACAGAAUUACUUUACACAUUCUAGUUAUUGAGGAAAUAUUAUUUGGUUAUGUAUUUGUCUA
This is a messenger RNA of Lathyrus oleraceus (garden pea), 1573 nucleotides long. RefSeq lists its product as uncharacterized. Lineage: Eukaryota; Viridiplantae; Streptophyta; Magnoliopsida; Fabales; Fabaceae. The record is from RefSeq and is a predicted model, not a curated record. The transcript is spliced from 9 exons. The coding region runs from base 130 to 1191 and encodes 353 amino acids.